AGAAAAUUUAUUCCUUCACUUGCAUUUCACCAAACCUAGCUCUUUCAUUACAGAUUCUUACUUUAUCUCAUUCACGAGAAGAUGAAUUUUAGAUCGAACUGAUGCGCCUACAAAAGGCUCUUCGAGAGUGAUGGAAUUGGAAAAAAGAAGAAUAGUUGACCCACCAAUGAAGAAAAACUCAGAAAUCUCUUCAACAUUUCUGACUAUUGGGUGAAAUGAGAAUCAUUCACCAAUUCUGGCCUAAACCCAAUUGGAAUCCCUUUGUUCUUGCUCAUUGCGCCAUUUAAGAAGAACCCACAAAAUAAGAUUCAAUUUGGAGCAAUCCCAGAAGAACAGAUUUAGGGUCUGAAUGUGGGUUUUUGCGUCAAUGGGUUGUCGGUUGAUCAAUUGAUGGGCAGUAGUUUAAGACUGCUGGAGGUGGUUUCUCGAGGGAGGAGAUUCGAUGGCGCUGUUUGGGUUGUGAUUAUUUCAGGUAAUAGCGGCGACCUGAAGAAGAAGAAGAAGAAGAAGGUGUAGAGAAGACGAUGCGGCUUCAUUUUUCGCCUAGCAUGAGAAGCAUCACGGUCUCGACCAGUAAUGGGUUUAUUGACUUUAUGAAGAUUAAAGUUGCAGCUCGUCACAUUUCUUAUCGAACCCUUUUCCACACUAUUCUCGUACUUGCUUUCUUGUUGCCUUUCGUCUUCAUUCUUACUGCUGUCAUUACGCUUGAAGGUGUCAAUGACUGCUCCUCUCUGGAUUGUUUGGGCAGGACAUGGGGACCUCGCCUUCUUGGUAGGGCUGAUGCUUCAAAGCAGAGGUUGGUGAGUGACUUUUACAAGAUAUUCAACCAAGUUAGCACUGAGGAAAUACCAGAUGGUCUAAAGCUGCCAGAUUCCUUUAGUCAGUUAGUUUCAGAAAUGAAAGACAACCAUCAUGAUGCAAAAACAUUCGCUUUCAUCCUAAAGGCCAUGAUGGAGAGAUUUGAAAAGGAGAUAAGGGAGUCCAAGUAUGCAGAGCUCAUGAAUAAACACUUCGCAGCUAGUUCCAUUCCUAAAGGCAUUCAUUGUUUGUCUCUGCGUUUAACUGAUGAAUACUCAUCAAAUGUUCAUGCUCGCAAUCAACUGCCUCCUCCAGAGUUAUUACCAUUGCUCUCUGAUAAUACAUACCAACACUUUGUUUUGUCAACUGAUAACAUUUUGGCAGCUUCAGUUGUUGUCAAUUCUGCCGUCCAAUCAUCUCUCAAUCCUGAAAAGAUAGUUUUCCAUGUCAUCACCGACAAAAAAACUUAUGCAGGGAUGCACUCAUGGUUUGCCUUAAAUCCAAUCUACCCAGCUACCGUCGAAGUUAAGGGUACUCACCACUUCGACUACUUAACGAGGGACAACAUUCCAGUGCUUGAGGCUGUUGAAAACCAGGAAGGAAUCAGAAAUUACUACCAUGGCAAUCAUAUUGUAGGGACCAACCACAGCAAUACAACUCCUCGAGUAUUUGCCUCAAAAUUGCUGGUUCGAAGUCCCAAAUACAUAUCCUUACUCAAUCAUCUCCGCAUGUACAUACCUCAGCUCUUCCCCAAACUGGACAAGGUGGUCUUUUUAGAUGAUGAUGUUGUAAUUCAACGUGAUCUGUCGCCACUUUGGGAUGUUGACCUCGAGGGAAAGGUUAAUGGAGCUGUUGAAACUUGUAAAGGUGAUGAUGAGUGGGUUAUGUCAAAGCGAUUCAAGAUCUACUUCAAUUUUUCCCAUCCCCUUGUAGCAGCACAUUUAGAUCCCAAUGAAUGUGCUUGGGCAUACGGCAUGAACAUAUUUAAUCUUCGUGCCUGGAGAGAGUCAAAUAUAACAGAAACCUACCACUGGUGGCUGAGAGAGAAUCUAAAGUCUACACUGACAUUGUGGAGACUGGGUACACUACCACCUGCUUUAAUUGCAUUUAGAGGUCACAUUCAUCCAAUUGACCCCUCAUGGCACAUGCUUGGCUUGGGCUAUCAAAACAAAACAAACAUUGAGAAUGUGAAGAAAGCGGCAGUAAUACACUACAAUGGCCAAUCUAAACCAUGGCUGCAGAUUGGCUUUGAGCAUCUCCGGCCAUUUUGGACCAAGUAUGUCAACUAUUCUAAUGAUUUCAUCAGGAAUUGCCACAUUCUAGAGUCAUAAUUCACAAAGUCUAGGAGGUAAAAGGUAGAGAGAUGAUUCGAUAACGAAGUGAACUAUAUAGGAGGUAAAAGGUAGAGAGAUGAUGCGAUAAUGAAGCGACCUAUGUUACUCUGGAACUGUUAGGUUCUCAGCUUAAGAAAUUCGGAGUUUUGCAUACCUGACACAGUUUUAGGUCAAGUUAUGGCACGGUAUGCCCUGUGUCCUGACUGAGACCAUUGUGUUUGCACAAGCAUGGGAUUCUCUCAUUAAUGUGUAAUGUAGCAAUUCACUUGGUCUUAGUUGCUGAGCAGUCUGGUAUUAUUAGUUCUUCAUGCAGGGAUACAGCCUCGGUUCUCAAGAGUAUAUUUUGGAAUAUAGCAGAACACAUACAAUACCGAACGUCUCGUCACAUAGCUGUUAUCUAUCGAGGCACGAAUGAGGCUAGGACAGGUCCAUCAGUGAGUGCUUCUCCAUAUGGUUGGUCACCAAACAAUAAUCAUCUGCCCUUCAUCUUUUAUAUUUCAUAGUACCACAUUUUCUGCUUUGUAUUUGAUAAUAUAUGAUGACUUUGAGGACAAGGCCUGGCAGCUAUUGGUUCAUUGGAUUGAAGAAUUCUUUAUCGAUGGUUCUGUUUUAUUUAGAUUCGUUCUGUACUAGAUAUAUUUUUAACAAUGUGAAGAAAAAUUUUUCCAUUCAGUCACAUCUACCAUUAUCAUCAUUUGGAAAAGUUGAAACCAAAGGAUGGCAUUGUUUUUUUUUUUUUUUUUGGUACCUAAUGUAAUCAAGUUCUCAUUGUCAAAA
Messenger RNA from Benincasa hispida (wax gourd), 2909 nucleotides. Its product is annotated as putative galacturonosyltransferase 14. Gene Ontology annotation, molecular function: polygalacturonate 4-alpha-galacturonosyltransferase activity. Lineage: Eukaryota; Viridiplantae; Streptophyta; Magnoliopsida; Cucurbitales; Cucurbitaceae. The record is from RefSeq and is a predicted model, not a curated record.